AUAUGUGGACAAAACUCAUCCCUGGGACUUGGGACUUGGGGCUAUGCCGUGCACUUUCCUCGGGAAUGGGGAUUGCAGCCUGCGUGCUGCAACCUCGAGCGACAAGACUGCCGAUAUCCGCCGUGCAUCGCCCACCUGCGAACUGGAAUCUAACAGAAUAUCGAUGGGUUCGAAACCGCCAGGGGGUUAAUAAAGAGGUAAUAAUACCGCCACCACCGUCAAGUUUAUCGGGAUCUAUCUUCCCGCCUUCCUACCCAGUUGGGCUAUGGCAGAACGCUAAGCUAGGCAGGUGUGCAGAAGUGCGCCAUCCGCGAAUUGAUUAUCGCUGUGCCGCGAGCAACCUCCACUAGACUGUAUUCAGUGAACUUUCAACCCGCAUGACGGGAGGUUUGGGAAUUGGUCACUCAGUGAACCGGGUCGGCAUGAGGUAGGGAGGACGUGAUUUCACGAGACGCGGGGCAGACGAGCUUCGUUACUGUGAGCAGGUGAAAGAGGCGGAGACUUUUUCGCCUUUUGCUCCCAGUCGCCCGUCACCCCCACGCAGUCUUCCUCGUCUUUCUCCCGGCUCUGCCUG
Messenger RNA from Sodiomyces alkalinus F11, 574 nucleotides. RefSeq lists its product as hypothetical. The record is from RefSeq and is a predicted model, not a curated record. NCBI's taxonomy places the organism in Eukaryota, Fungi, Ascomycota, Sordariomycetes, Glomerellales, Plectosphaerellaceae. The annotation marks the transcript as partial. The transcript has a single exon.